AUGCCUUGUCACAAAGUUUUUCGUCCGAUGCCUCACGACAGGCAGGCCUUUGCAAAGUUUCUGCUUUUCGUCUUGGGACAUAUUGUGUGUGCUGUGCGUGACGAGAUGCAGACUGGCUGGAGUGAUGAUGGCUAUCUGCAAAAACCCGAUCCUGCACACAGCCUUCUGAACACUGGUUCGACUGGUUCUGGUCUUCAUAUCGCCUCUGUAGAGCCGCCUGUUGGUGUGGAGUGGCAUGAGGAGCAACAGCAGGAUAUGCCCAAGGAUGCCCGGACGGACCAUGGAAAGCAGCGGACUUCCACUAGCCGACAAAACAUCGGCAUGGCAACACGAAAACAUGAUCCUGCUCUCGCUCCGAAAGCAGGGGGCGGGAACCACAUGGGGAAUUUCUUCGAAGGGGUCAGUCGAAUGCAGCUUCUGAAUGUCGCAGGAGGUGGCUCCACAGCGAGCCAAACGCUGCAUGGAAAGGAAGUCCUCGCAAAGGUCACUUUCGCAGGUGCAGGCUACAGAGGGACGUCCUCACCUGCCGACUGGCAAGCCGCAACGCUUCAGCGGCGGCCAGCAGAAGAUCCGGCAGGCAAGCAGCACAAACAGAGUUCGGAGACUGACAGCAGUAGCAACAGUUCGGAGACGGGCGACGGUACCCAUCCUUAUCCCGGCAGAAGCCACGAGUGGGCGAAAUAUGACUACAAGAAGACCACGGGUGAGUUAGAAGGAAUGACAGCUGUGGUGGAAGCCAUGGACGCUGCCAAGGACAAAGCAGUUGACAAAGCCCGUGCAGUAGACAAAGCAUUCGGGAAUCAACAAGCGAAGGUGAAAGAGCUGGGACGAGUCAUGGAUCACCUGGACGUGUCCGUUGAAAAGUACAAGCAAAGUGUUGAAGACUACUUUGUGCAGCAAGAGGCUGCAGAGCCUCGCUGA
This is a messenger RNA of Symbiodinium sp. CCMP2456, 921 nucleotides long. NCBI's taxonomy places the organism in Eukaryota, Dinophyceae, Suessiales, Symbiodiniaceae. The record is from the annotation of a GenBank genome assembly.